AUGAAACAUGGGUCAUGGUCAUGGAUCAUGUACACAAGUUACUAAUAAGUCAUGAAAAAUGAAAGUACAACUCAGUCAGUUACUUCAGCCUCCUCUGAGCAGUAAUCACCUCUACAUCCCUUCAUCAUUUCUUCCAUUUUCUCUUCUACUAUGGAUGUGAAAGACAAACUGUGUGAUGAUCUGUUCCUUUUAAUUGAGAAGCAGGAGCAAUUUGCAGAUCAACUCAUGGAUUUGGCCACAGAUUUGGAGGAGAUGACUCAAACUAUGACUAAAGGCAAAUUUGUGGGAAACACAGCAACUGUGCUUGGGUCUGCUACCCUAAUUGGAGCAGGUGUUGCAAUUUAUAUAACUGGAGGUCUGGCUCUACUACCCUUGGUGGUGGCAAAGGGAGCCGGUGUUGUGGCUUUGAGUGGCACUGCAACCAGUGUUACGUGUACAAUUGUUGAAAUGUUGAAAUCCAAUAAAGCAAUGGAAAAUGCAAAAAGAAUAGCUAAUGAAAUUGAAGAGAUUUGGAAAAAAGUGGGUGAGAGUCAAGACCUUAAAAUCUUGUCGUCUGAUGAAUUGGGAUGGAAAAUCACAGCAACAAUCCUGAAAGCCGUGGCCAAAAAAGCAGCAACGAAAGGAGCAAAAUAUGCAACAAAAUCAGCAGUAAAAAAAGGAACGUCUCUUGCACUAAAAACUGUGUUGAAGGGAACAAGCCAGAUUGCAGGUGGAGCCCUUGGCUUAGUGUUCACACUUCCAGAUCUGAUUAACAACUGUGAGGACCUGAUUAAAGGCAAACAUGAGACAGAUGCUAGCUCAUAUAUGAGAGAAAUAGCUAAGCAAAUCCAUGAUGCUGUGAGACAAUUACAGGAGCAGAUUAAUAACAUGGAAGAGUCUAAUGAAACUUCGGACAGCGAGUGACAUUGAUACAAUCAAUAGCCUUUUUUCAUAAAUCCAAAGGAAGAACUGUUCUUUGGGUUCAUCAUUAACCUUUCAUCUUCUUGAACACCUGCUUUUAUUGAAUAUGCAAUCUACACACCAGUUAAUGCCUAACUUUGAGUGCAUUCUUAGUCAUAAAUUAGCCUACUGUAGAAAACACUUAGCAAAUAUAAAUUUAGAUAUCAGUUAACAAAUGUAUAAUCGCUAAGCAACAUUAUGUAUCAUGCAUGCUAUUUAGACUAAUCAUGUCAAAUAAACUGAACAUAAAACUAUUCUUUCUCCAGCA
Messenger RNA from Tachysurus fulvidraco (yellow catfish), 1207 nucleotides. RefSeq lists its product as uncharacterized. The transcript is spliced from 4 exons. Lineage: Eukaryota; Metazoa; Chordata; Actinopteri; Siluriformes; Bagridae. The record is from RefSeq and is a predicted model, not a curated record. Bases 151 to 903 code for a protein of 250 amino acids.